AUGUUAAAGCAAAUUAGAAAUAUAUAUGUUCAUAUUCCAUUUUGUAACAAGAAGUGCUCAUAUUGUGACUUUCCUGUUUAUGCUCUUGGUCAUUAAACUAAUUUACUACAUAAAUAGAAUAUCAAGGAUCAAUACAUUGAUUAUCUAAACAAAGAGAUUAAGUAUUAAUUCAAUCAAGCAAGAUAAGAUUUAGGCAAAAUUUAGACAUUGUAUUUUGGAGGUGGGACUCCCAGUUUGCUUUCUCCAUUCCAAUUAGAAAGUAUAUUGAAUUAAAUAAAAAGUGGCGCUACGAUUGAUGAGAAGUGUGAAAUAACUAUUGAAAUAGAUCCAGGGACAUUUGAUUAAUAGAAAUUGAAUGCCUUCAAGGAUCUUGGAGUUAGCAGAUUAAGCAUGGGAGUACAGACCUUAAAUGAAAAGGAAUUUAAUAAGUUGGGAAGAGGACACAAUUUCAAAGAUAUACUUGCUUCGAUAGAAUAAAUAAAGAAGUCUAAUUUUAAGGAUGACCAAGUAUCAAUAGAUCUAAUGAUGGGGCUUCCAGAUUAAACUUUAGAAAGCUAUGAAAAAUCGUUAAGAUAAACUAUAGAGUAUGGGUUUGGGCAUCAGAGUUUUUACAUAUUGACUCUAGAGGAGAACACUCCCUUUCAUAAAAAAUAUAUAAACAAUUAGAAAGAACUGCCUAUAACUGAUUAAGUGGCUAAUAUGUAUGAACUUACUCACGAUAUUUUGACAGAGUAGGGAUUUAUUCACUAUGAGGUAUCAAAUUAUGCUAGAAAUUUAGAGCUUAGAUCGAAGCACAAUCUUAUGUACUGGGAAGGUGAUUAAGAAUACUUAUCAUUUGGAUGUGGCGCUGCAUCCUAUUAUUAAUCAAUGAGAUUUAGUAGACCAAGAACACUUGCAAAAUAUUAUCAAUAUGUAGAUAAGUUACUAGUCGGCAGUAAUUAAUAUUAUGUGCAAAACUCUGAGUAUGAGUCUUAAUAUGACACGCUUUAAACAAUAGUAAUGUGUCAGCUUAGAAAAAGUGAGGGACUUGAUUUGAAGAAGAUAGACUUAUAUACAGAUGGAAGAAAUGGUUAUAAAAGUUAAUUGAUUAUUGACAUUCAAAAUAAAUACGGGGAUCAAGUUUCACAAUAUUUUACUUAGCUUGAUGAAAAUAGAAUAGCUUUUAGCGUUCAAGGAUUUCUAGUUAGUAAUACACUGAUUUCUGAUAUUUAAUUGAUCCUAGAUAAUAUAUUCUUAAAGAAUACUUGA
Stylonychia lemnae is the source of this 1248-nucleotide messenger RNA. NCBI's taxonomy places the organism in Eukaryota, Ciliophora, Spirotrichea, Sporadotrichida, Oxytrichidae. The record is from the annotation of a GenBank genome assembly.